GCAAGGGAGAAUAAUAAUUAGCGUAUUUUGGGAUAUUUUCGCCGCGUGGAUUGAUAGAUAUGUCGACGCUCUUUCGCCGGAAGUCAAUCGGAAUCCACCGCUGCUUCUUCCUUCUACCCCUUUGAUUUUUGGUUGGGCUGUAGUAAUCUCAUACUCCUCAAAUCCUCUGCUCCAAUCUCGUUUUUUUUUUUUUUUCUUCUGUCUGGAUUCUGGCGGCGGCUUAGUAAAUCGGAAUUUGUGUGUGUAGUUUAGAAGUAGUUGUAGGUUUUUUAAUAAGCUUUCUGAUUUGAUGGAGCCUCGAGUCGGAAACAAGUUUCGGCUCGGAAAGAAGAUCGGCGGCGGAUCAUUCGGAGAGAUCUAUCUUGGUACCAAUAUCCAGACGAAUGAAGAAGUGGCUAUUAAACUUGAAAGCGUGAAAACUAAGCAUCCUCAGUUGCUGUAUGAAUCAAAAUUGUAUAAAGUAUUACAAGGAGGAACUGGCGUUCCAAACGUUAAAUGGUAUGGUGUUGAAGGGGACUAUAAUGUCCUCGUGAUAGACUUAUUGGGGCCUAGCCUUGAAGAUCUAUUCAAUUUCUGUAGUAGGAAACUCUCACUAAAGACUGUACUAAUGCUUGCAGAUCAAAUGAUCAAUCGCAUUGAGUUUGUCCAUCAGAAGUCAUUUCUACAUCGGGACAUCAAGCCCGACAACUUUCUGAUGGGUCUUGGGAGGCGCGCAAAUCAGGUAUAUGUCAUCGACUUUGGUCUGGCAAAGAAGUAUAGAGAUUCAAAUCAUCAACAUAUUCCUUACAGGGAAAACAAAAACUUGACUGGAACUGCUAGAUACGCUAGGAGGGAGACUUUACUUGUGUCUGUAAGCACACACUUAAAUAACAACAGAUAA
Camelina sativa (false flax) is the source of this 880-nucleotide messenger RNA. The record is from RefSeq and is a predicted model, not a curated record. NCBI's taxonomy places the organism in Eukaryota, Viridiplantae, Streptophyta, Magnoliopsida, Brassicales, Brassicaceae.